Culex pipiens pallens (northern house mosquito) is the source of this 1263-nucleotide messenger RNA. RefSeq names its product replication factor C subunit 4. Gene Ontology annotation, molecular function: DNA binding; DNA clamp loader activity; ATP hydrolysis activity. The record is from RefSeq and is a predicted model, not a curated record. The transcript is spliced from 3 exons. Lineage: Eukaryota; Metazoa; Arthropoda; Insecta; Diptera; Culicidae. The coding region runs from base 130 to 1197 and encodes 355 amino acids. Gene Ontology annotation, biological process: DNA-templated DNA replication; DNA repair. Gene Ontology annotation, cellular component: DNA replication factor C complex; nucleus.
CCGGCUUCUGUCAUCAAAUAAAGUUUUGUUUCCAAUCAUCAUCACGCGAAAUCUUGGAAAUCUCACCCGUUUCAAAUAAGUUUAUUGUUUUCUGUUGAAUUUAGUGAUCGAUUGGUGAAACUAGUAAAAAUGCACGCAUUUUUCAAGACUGGCAAAUCCGGCGAUACCACAGCUGGUGACGGACAACCGGUGGAAAAGCGCAGCAAGACACAUUCCGUCCCUUGGGUUGAGAAAUAUCGACCAAAGAAUGUGGACGACGUGGUGGAGCAGGGCGAGGUGGUGGCCGUUUUGCGCGAAUCUCUGUCGACGGCCGAUCUGCCGAAUCUGCUGCUGUACGGACCGCCCGGAACGGGUAAAACCAGUACGAUUCUGGCGGCGGCCCGCCAACUGUUUGGGGACAUGUUCAAGGAGCGCAUUCUGGAGCUGAACGCUUCGGACGAUCGCGGUAUUUCGGUCAUUCGGAAUAAGGUGAAAACGUUUGCCCAGUUGGCGGCCAGCGGAACCAGGCCGGACGGAAAGCCGUGUCCACCGUUCAAGAUUGUCAUCCUGGAUGAGGCCGAUGCCAUGACGCACGCGGCUCAGGCCGCGCUUCGCCGGACAAUGGAGAAGGAAACCAAGACGACACGGUUCUGCUUGGUUUGUAAUUACGUGUCCCGGAUCAUCGAACCGAUCACGUCGCGCUGCACCAAGUUCCGGUUCAAGCCGCUGAGGCAGGAAAAAAUUAUCGAACGGUUGCGGUUCAUCUGUGACCAGGAGACGGUCGACGUGGAGGACCAGGCGUACCAGGACAUUGUGGACAUUUCGGGCGGAGAUUUGCGACGGGCGAUUACCACGCUGCAGUCGUGUCACCGGUUGAAGGGCAAGGAGGCUAAAAUUGAACACUCGGAUAUCCUGGAGAUGUCGGGUGUGGUCCCGCGGAAGUUCUUGGAAGACUUUGUGUCGGUUUGCAAGACGUCCAACUACAGCAAGCUUGAGGAUUACGUGAAGGGUUUGACCCAUGACGCGUACAGCGUGGGCCAGCUGUUUGAGCAGCUCACGGAUUUUAUUAUUAUGCACGAUGGACUCACUGAUAAGCAGAAGAGUACAAUUUGCGACAAGAUUGGGGACUGCUGCUUCCGUCUUCAGGGUGGAGGCUCGGAAUACAUUCAAAUUAUGGAUCUAGGUUGCGUCACGAUUCAGGCAUUGCAAGCAAAGUGAUUUGAGUCUGGGUUGUUUCAUGUUUCAUUUUUCUUUCUAAAAUAUACUCAUACAUUCGUAAAAUUA